Diabrotica virgifera virgifera (western corn rootworm) is the source of this 10933-nucleotide messenger RNA. It is a transcript of the gene Arl8, whose product is annotated as ADP-ribosylation factor-like protein 8. The transcript has 4 exons. Gene Ontology annotation, cellular component: lysosomal membrane. The coding region runs from base 123 to 683 and encodes 186 amino acids. Gene Ontology annotation, molecular function: GTPase activity; GTP binding. The record is from RefSeq and is a predicted model, not a curated record. Gene Ontology annotation, biological process: anterograde axonal transport; protein transport. NCBI's taxonomy places the organism in Eukaryota, Metazoa, Arthropoda, Insecta, Coleoptera, Chrysomelidae.
CAACUGCAAACUUGACAUUAACUUUGGGUGUCACUUUACGUUUUCGAUUUUUAUUUAUUAAAUUUAAAACAAAUUGUUGAGCGAUUUGUUAAAUUCAAGUGAUUUCUGAUUAAUCGCUCAAGAUGAUUGCCUUAAUGAACAGGAUAUUAGACUGGUUUAAAAGUCUCUUUUGGAAGGAAGAAAUGGAAUUAACUUUGGUUGGACUGCAGUAUUCAGGAAAAACAACCUUUGUUAAUGUUAUUGCUUCGGGUCAAUUCAGUGAAGACAUGAUUCCAACAGUUGGCUUCAACAUGAGGAAAAUUACCAAGGGCAAUGUAACCAUUAAAGUGUGGGACAUCGGAGGCCAGCCUAGGUUUAGAUCGAUGUGGGAACGUUAUUGUAGAGGAGUGAAUGCCAUCGUGUAUAUGGUAGAUGCGGCAGAUCCUGAUAAAAUUGAGGCUUCUAGAAAUGAAUUGCAUAAUUUAUUGGACAAACCUCAGUUAGCCGGUAUUCCUGUGUUAGUCUUGGGCAAUAAAAGAGAUAAGCCCCAAGCUCUAGACGAAAAUGGCCUUAUUGAAAGAAUGAAUCUCUCUGCUAUACAAGACCGUGAGAUCUGCUGUUAUUCGAUAUCUUGUAAAGAAAAAGACAACAUUGAUAUAACUUUGCAAUGGUUGAUCGCGCACUCCAAAUCUGGUAUGCGUUAAAUUACUAAAACAAUUGUAGUAUAUACAAAAAGUCAACUUUAAGGAUACACACUACCUACUACUAUACAAAGUAAACAUAUUUUUCGUUGAACUUGGUCAGUGGAGGUUGUAAUUUUGAUAGUAUCCAAUGUGGCAGUUGCAAUUUGUGUUUCAAGGUGGUUUGUUUCAUUUUACAGUCCACAAUUAACAACACAAUUAACAAUUAGUAAUUUUGAAAGAUUACAUUACAUCCCACCAGUCUUUCAUUUAAAUUAUUUUUUUAAUUGUCCUACCGCUACCUUCUACAGUGGUACUUAUCAUAACUAGUUUAAGCUUCUAUGUUUUAUUUGUUAGUUAAAUCGAUUAAAACAUAGCCUCUCUGAACCUUAGUUAUUAAUUGUGAAAAAACAUCACCUUACUUUACGUAGUAUACCUCAAACUAAUUAUUCUAAAAAUGUGCAACAAACCACUAAAAAAUGAUCACAGUGUCCCAAAUAGCUUAAAGUAAAGUACACAUAUAUGCAUUCGCAAUUAUGACGAUAUUGAUGACGUAGUAAAGAAAUGGUUGAGCACAGAUGUCACAGAUUUUGACGAAAAACGUUUUUUUGCAAAGAGUAGCGAGUGUUUUUCCCUUUAAGGCAAUAUGUUAUUGAUUUAAAAGACUAAAAAUCUUAAUAUUGAUUCAUCUAUCGCAUUCAAUGAUUCUAAUUACACUUAAUGUAUACGUUUGCCUCGUAGCAUGAUCGUGAUAAUAGUAGCGAUUACGUAUAUGCAUUCAACAGACUAAGCGUACAUUUGAACGUUUGUCUCUUAUUUGCAACAAAGGGUUGUCUUUUUAGUUUUGCAUAUAGCCAUAAAGACAAAAAAUGUGUAGACUUAAAGUACUUUAUUGCUUUUCAAAAUAUGUCUCACCAAGAUCGAUACACUAAAUUAGGCCAGUCUUCAGUUGACACUUGCAAAAUCGCUGUUUUAAAGGCAUUAUGGUGGUACGGGGGUUGCAACCGCCGAUGAUGGGGUUGAUUAAGUUAAAACACUAAUUACCGGAAUACAUUUAUUUAAGUUACCAUGUACGACAGUAAAUAGUUGGUGUAAGGGAUGGAAACGUCUAUACUCUAACCACGUCGGUUUUUGAAUAAUGAAUAAUCUCUUUCUUUACUUUCUACGUGUCUAUAAAUAAAUCCCAAUUGUUUGUUAUGAUUGACCAUACUUGAAUGUGACCGUGAAUUAGUAAUAGCAGUGUAAUUGCUGACUUCGGUGUUUUCAAAAUGCGUGGCCUAGAUUACAAAACCAAUGUCACUCAUUUACGAAAUCCAAACAAUGCAUGUAAAUAAUAUUUGCUUAAGACCUUUAAAAAAUUAAAUCGAUAUGGAUUAACUCUUAUUUUUUGGAUACUAAUAUAAAUCCUUUACAUGGAUGGCUGCUUCUUGCGACUGUAAUCGCUGCAUUGAAUUUUUGAUGUUUGGGAACGUGAAUAAGUCGUUGUGACUUAGGUCGGGGCUAAACGGUGGAUGGUUUAACAAUUCGAUGUUUUGAAGCUCCAAAAACUCUAUUGUCUUUUGGACAGUGUGAGAACUUGCAUUGUCCUGAUGUAGGAUGGUUCGGCGUUGUAUGUUGCUUUGUCAAAGUUUCGCAAUAACUUCUGGUAAACAAACGGUUAUAUAGGUACCAAUCAGAAGUAACUGUUCUUUGAUCUCCUAAAGCAGUGGUUCCCAACCUUUUAUGUCUGGCGACCCACCUUCCGAUGUUUUUUCACAUUCGCGACCCAUCCCUCAGCCAUGAUGAUAGAAAAAAAUAAAGAACAUGGUCACUGUACGCUACUCAGCUACUGUAAGAGUCACGCCGCGACCCACCUGAAAUCCGCCAGCGACCCACCUGAAAUCCGCCCGCGACCCACUAGUGGGUCGCGACCCACCGGUUGGGAACCACUGUCCUAAAGCAAUUGUUGCCCCAUGACCAGAUUUUGACACAAAAGUUGCAACCAUUAUCUUCGACACACUUCGAGAACGGAUCAGUGGUGUUUGUUUUUCCUCAUCGAGGAACACCCACACAGUGGAUUGGUGUUUAUUUUCCGGUUCGUGGGAGUAAAUCCAAAAUUCAUCGCCACUAACAGUACUAUAAACGUCUUUUGAGCUUCGUUUGUUGAACCGUUCCAAUGUUUUUCGACACAAAUUGACGUGAACCGAUUUUUGCUCUUUUGUGAGCAAAUGAGACAUCCAACGGGAAACCAACUUCGUAACACCCAGUUCUUCAUGUAGGAUCUAUUGGAUCGAGGUCUUUGAAAUGUACAAAGAUGCCUCUAUUUCCCGGUAUGUUAAACGACGGUCAUCCUUAAUUAGGUGACGAACCGCAUCAAUGUUUUGCUGUGUGAUUGUUGUUUUGGGUGGACCUGGCCUGUAUUCGUCGCUGAGAGUUGAGAGAUCACGUUAAAAUUCGCAAUAUCAGCGGGAAAUAGUUGACUGGUGUCAUGCUUCAUUCCCAAACACAGAAACCAUUUCAGCGAGACAUUGCUGUUGGGAUAAUCCUCUCCUAAAAUUGUAAAAAAUUAUUGCUCGAAAAUGUUCUCGGCUAAGAUCCAUUUUUCGACUAACUUGCUAAUUUCAAAAAUUCACUGUAUCUACACGACUAUCGCAAUGAAACUCUGGAUUUAUAUCAACAAAAGAUUGAGGUUACUUUGUGGCGUCCUCUAAGCGGCUAUAUGCAAAACUAAAAAGACAAACCUCGUAGCAUGAUCGUGAUAAUAGUGGCGAUUGCGUAUAUGCUUCUUUCAACAGAAUAAGCGUACUUUUGAACGACUUUUGUCUCUUAUUUGUAACAAACGACGGUAGUACCUUGUAAAUUUAAAGCACAAAACUGGUCUUAGAUGAACCUUACAAUUUUAGCUCAAGUGAAGUAGGCUUUCACAAAUCAAUCUAAUUUGUUGUUUUCAAAUUUGAAUGAUUCGAUAAGUUUGUUGUAAAUAUGCAUAAAAUAUUAUGUCUAAGGAUUACACAAGCAGCUACACAAAGAAAAUAACUAAACUAAUGACAAGAAAACGGUCCAUCCAACUGUUUUCUUAAUUUGAUGCUAUUGAAUUUUUUCAUAAACCACUAAUUUAGUGGACUUUUUUUAUUUGAUGGAUCAACGAUUGAGUUAGUAAGUUGUAUGGUUUUUUUUAGUUGAAUUUUUUUCCAUACAAUAUUCAACUUUAAUCUAGUUUAAUGGAAGUAACUCCUUUUAGCUUAUAUCACUAACAAUAGUAAUCUAGAACCUAAUUCACGCUGUAGUCCUAAUAGUGCGAAAGAUUUUUGUGUUAUAUUUAAAUACUUAUUGUCACGUACAAUGGCCUGAAUGAGUAAAAAGGAUGCCCAGAAGUUUGGCGCUGUCUCUGUUAACCUAAAAAUAAAACCCAGGGAGGUCUUCUCUUUGAAUUUAAGGUAAACUAAGAAACCCUUUCAAGGAUUUUGAAGGACACAACGGCGAGGAGAUACUGAACCAGUUUAUUUAAAACAGAAUCAUACUAACUGAAACGAAAUUAGAUUUUAAAAAGUUAACUAAACAAAACGGGCGCCCCUUAUCUUUUUUCUGAGAGACAUGAAUUACUCGAGGAUCUUAGAUGUUAAAGGAUUCGUAAAAAAUUACAAAAAAAAACCGGAAGGAUAAAUAAGCAUUUAGAUUAUGUUUAUGCUGCGUUCGAAAAUGUUAAAUAAAACAUUAGGAAAUUUAUUUGAUAUACAGAGUGGACAAACAGUGCUGCAAUAUUUCGAAUGUAACAAAGAUAGGUAAAUUCGUCGUAUGAAAUUAAUGCAACAUUCUUAUUUCAUCAUCGUAAUGACAAGCAUGAAAAUAAAAAUGUAAGUUAAACAAUUACUGAGAAUUGAACUACGUGUAACAAUCGUCCCAUUGAUGUAGAAUGGGAAUCUUUUAUUGCAUUGAGUUUUUCUAGGUCAGAGAUCCUUCGUUUGUAACUUUCUCUGUAGCCAUAAACUUAUACGAUAAUAGUAUAUGAUGCAACGAGCAUUUAAUGAUGGUCAUUAUUAUGAUGCGAGUAUGACGGAUACGACACGAGCCGCGAAGCGGCAAGUUUCAUAUAGAAUACGAGCAUCAUAAUGACAAUGUAAUGCACGUUGUAUGCAGGAUUUUUUCUAUCAUCAUUCACAACAAAAAAAUAUAUUCAAAUUUAUUUUGUAACACAAACAAAUUAUGUAGUUAAUUAAUUAUUUUGUUGAUACAUUUAUGUUCUGAAUAUUACAAUUAUUAGAAUGAAUUUAAGGUUAAAUUUUCAAUAUAUUUAUCGUAUCAAAGCGUAUACAUUUGAAUUGACAUUUUUCAUUGCGCAAGCGCCACCUUUGAGACAGAGUUUCUAUUGGUUAAAAAACUAUUGAACGUCGAAACGUUAAUAAAAUCAUUUUUUUUUUUUUUAGUUAAAUUGUGGCUCUUUUCCCAUUUAGAAUAGUUGGUUAAAAAUCUGUAUCGUAAUGAAAAUCUGUCAUGAUGAAGCCCAUUUUGAUACCUUAUUAAAUUCAUAAUUGAUAUAUUAAGGUAUGAGAAUAGUCUUGUAUAAAUAUCUAUGUGCAAGAACAACCAUAGCCUUAAAAAUAAAUAAUCAAAUAGAAAGAGAAAACAGAAAAGAAAAAAUAAAAAACGUAUUUCGAUCGGAUCAUUGGCUUAUAAAAAAUUUUAAGAAAAUUAUUUAAGAAUUAUUUAUAUUUAAGAAAAAUUUUGGAUGGUUCGUUUUUUUUUAGUUUGAGUUUAAGAAAAAUUCACACAGUUAAUUAUUAUAUGUUUACACCUUGUAUGAACUGAAACGGAUAACUUAAGACUUAAACCAGACUGUGCCGAUUGUGGAAUACAAAAUAUGUUGACUUUGAUCGAGUUUUGGUUUUUAGGUUGAACAUAUUGAUUUGGACCAGUUUUCAACUUGUACUGAAAUAUUUUAGAUCGUAAAAGGGUAUUUGAACUAAAAGCCAAAACUUAAGGGGUCCGUACACUCAAUUCAAUAGAUAUGUUAGUACUAUAAAGCUAUAUAUGCGUAAAACAAGAGUCAAAAAGAUUAGAAAGCAUGAAAUAAGAAGUUAACGUUUGAUUUCAAGUAAUCGAAUGAACGAUCUUUCAAUAAAGUCGUCCCAGGAACGCCACUCAUAAAUAUUGGCAAUACCAGUUUAAAGUCAUCUACUUUAAAAUGUAUAAUAUAUGUCUGAAUUGUGUAUAUGAAUGAGACGGAUAAAAUUAAAUUAUUAGAAGAUAUUUUUUAUCAAGUAACAAAAACAGUAUAUGUGUUUAAUUUGUUAAAGUUUUGUAUUUUGAUAACGAUUUCCAAAGUCGAAAUAGAAACAUCAAAUAAAUUUAAUUUCAAAGUAAAAUUGUGGCUUAUUCCCAAUUAAAAUAGUAAAGUAUAUUAAAAUGCCACAAUAAAAUAGCUUCAGAACAAUAAUAUGGAAUUAGAAACAAUACAGAGACAAUGUCAGAAGUAUUUAUUUCAUACCAUGAUGAUGAUUUUUGUUUUACGUUGAACUGUUUUUAAAUUUUGUUUUCUUUUUUGCAAUAAGCGAUCUUCAAGAAUACGUAGUACUGACUUCUGUGCACUAUAACUAUUUGAUUUGCCUUUUAAAAUAAACUGCGAGGCGAAGUCAGGGAUAUAGAAAAUUAUGAUCAUUUUCAUAGUUGAUUUUUUCGUAAACAGAUUAACGGAUUCCGUUAAUUUUUUUAUUAUUUUAGAUUUUUCUUUAGUAUUUACACAAUUGUGCAAAGGUUUACUCAAACUUCUUUUUUAUACUUAUACCGGGUGGAGGAAAAGAAUGUUUUUUUAUGUUAAGUUUGAGACACCCUGUAGGGAGGAAAAGGUACAAAUGUGAGUACAGUCAAACCUGCCAUAUCCGGAUCAAUGUGGCGACAGACUGAUCCGGAUAUGAAAAAAUCCGGAUAUCAAGACCACUACUUCUUUUAUAGUCUCUGAAACGUUUUCUCCUUCAUACAUUCCAGUAAUCAACGCGUCAAUACCUUUCGUCGAAAGACACGUUUUAUAGAUUCUAUAAUACAUUAUUUCGCCAUCUUUUAGUUCUUCUUUUAGUGCGUUGUCCAACAGCAGGACUGCCUUUCUCGGUAGAUCCGGACGGCGCAGAACCGUCCGGAUAUGGGGAGGUCCGGAUAUGACAGGUUGUACUGUACAUCGUAAUCGUAUUUUAGUUAUAUGUUUUGUGAACAUUUUGUUUUUUGAAUGUCUUUGAUAUCUUUAGAAACAAAGACAAUAGACGGUUUUGUAGUUUAACAUGUGUUUUAACCGAAACAAAAGUUUGAUACACCCUGUAGGAAGGAAAAUGUACAAAGGUGGGUCAAAGGCGAAAAAGAUGUAAAAUAAUUUUAAAAAAAUUAGCCGAAUCCGUUAAUCUGUUCACGAAAAAAUCAACUAUGAAAAUGAGCAUAAUUUUCUAUAUCCCUAACUUAUGUCUCGCAGUAUAUAUAUUAUAUAUAUUUCUGCGUUUUGGAUUAGUUGUCCAAACUAGAAUUUUGAGUUUAUGGGCCCUUUGCCAAACACUUUAGGAUAUAUUCACUUGCUGAUGAUUGUAGAACGUAAGUUAAUAUAAUAAAUUCAAAAUAAUGAAAAUUAAUGAGUACCAAAAGCAUGGCACUGUAAAUAUAAUUAGUAAAAUUGUGUAUUAUGUGUUAAAAAGAAAAAAAUUAGUUUCGCCGUUGUUAAAUUGUAUGUACAUGUUUGACUUUUUAACAUAGUGGACUUUUUUUAUUCAAGUUUAAGAAUACGUCGAUAAAAUUUUUAAUGUAGAUCUGUUUUUUCUAGAAAGAAAGUGUACAUUUAAAAUACCACAGGUAAAUCAGAGUAAAAGUUAAGAAAUAGAUGUAAAGUAUAGAAAAAUAACGUUAAAUAGUGUUUUUAAACACACUCUUACAAUUGAAUAGUUUAACCAAAAAACAUAUGGCGUUUUAUGAUUAGUUUUGUAUAUUUUAACCCUGACUUAUAAUAACUAGUAAUCAUCGUGACAUUUGAAAUACAAUUUUUAAAUAAUGAUAAACUGAUAUUGUAUUUUACGUCAUACUAAUAGCACACUUUUUGGAUUAGACAGUCAUUAAGACAAAAACAGUUUUUGAUGGCUUAGUAAUAACUAAAUAUUAAUAGUAUAAACGCUGUAGUUGAAUUCGCAUAUAACUGUCAAUUUAAGUAUCCAAGCAACAUAAUUUGCAUUAAUGUACUCUGUCCCUGGCUUCUUUGCACAUGCGUCAUAUUCAAUUUAUACGUUCAAACAGUUAACAUCUAAUGUCUAUCGUGACUGUAGGAAUAGGACUUUUCAUUACAAAAGAGUGUCAGCCAUUUUUUUCGUAAACAAAUAUGUUAGGUUAGGUUAGUUAAACAGUUAUGAGCGUGCUAAUAACGCAAAAGAUGGAAAACAUAUUAAGUUAUGAGAUAAAAAGAAAUAAAACUAGUAGAAUUAUGAAAUUUAGCGAUGAAAACCUAUAAAUUUACAUUAUAUUUAUUGUUUUUCAUCUUAUAGAUAGGUGUAUCAGAGGAGUAUUCAACUAAAAUUAUCACAGUUACAGUGGCAGUUGCCAAACUCGUCCGAUACGUCUAAAGGUGGGAAACAAUAAAUAGAAUGUAAAUUUAUAGGUUUUUACCGCUAAAUUUCCGAACUCUACUAGUAUCAUUUCUUUUGUUUUCCAUCUUUUGCGUUAUUUUGCCGGUUAUUAGCGCGCUCAUCACUGUAUAGCGGGCGGGCUAGAUCAGGUGGUAGAUGUCUGAUUUCCACGCAGGUAGGCCGGAGAUCGAAAUCCAAUGCCGACGAGAACAUCUAGACAUUUUUAAAAAUGUCUAUAGGCCCCAGGUCGACUCGGCCUGAAUAAAAUGAGUAUCUUGGGUAAACCCAGGGGUAAUAAUAGGCGGUUGAAACGUAGCACUGACCCUGUUACCUUCCUUGUAUAGCGUAGGCCCUAGAUAUAUCAGACUACCCUGCUAUAAUCCCAAAGCCGCGUUAGAGAUAUAAAACGGGAGACUAUUAUUAUUAGGUUAGUUAUAUAAAUAACAAUAAAGUGCAUCUGAACAUAUAAUAUCGCAUCUGUAGGAAAAGGAACAACUAAAUGGUGUCGUUAUGAAAUAUAUAACAGUGAUAUACACUGUAAAUAUUUUAAAGACAAUACAUAUUAUUUUUUAAAUGAAUUACUUCAUAAACAAUCUCGUGCUAUAAGUACCUACAAUAUUUUAUUGUAUUAAAUACUAUUCAGUACAUGCAUUUGUCAUAACAUAAUACUGUCUAUGAUUUUAUUGAUUAAAUACCAUAAUGAUGUUGCUAAAUUAGCACCUAUAUUUCGGCAAUUAAUUAAAAUCGGUUGACAUAAUUAAUUACAAUAAAAAAUUAUAUAAAUAAUUAUUUGAACAGUAAACAACUAAUGGUGCAUAACCUCUCAAUUGAUUAGAACUGUACGAAAAACACGGCGACUGCGCAUGCGCUCGUCAUUUGAUCAAAAGGCAUACUAGGAUUGUGACUGACUUGAGUGGCACAUAGACAUAAUAAGAAUUGUCUAGGUAAGGUAUGUGCCGGUCUAUCAAUAGAGGUAGAAACGUCAAUAUUCACUUUGAAGUGAUCUUUGUGGGGUGGAGCUUUCUGUGUCUGUGACACGCACGUGUAAAGAGAGAUAGAGAGACCACCAAAUUGAGUUCCCCGCGUUUCACUAUUUUGCUCACGAUGUCUUGUCUAUUCUUAUUCUGUCUAUGGAGUGGCAAGUGUCAAUGCGAAUGCAAAAUGUGAACGUAACUGUCAACGGACUUUCUGAUUUAUUACAAAUCUUCAUUAGGGCUUCCGUUAUAAAAUUUACGAUUAAACAGCCCCAGGCCAAUUAGAUCACUUAGUAUUAUUCACACAGAAAUAAUUAUAAAGAUCAUAAAUAAAGGUAAUAACACGACGAGAUCCAGAAUACCGAUAUGUUAGCUAACUGAAUUGAGCAAAAGAACAAGAAUUGACAUAAAAAUGUUUAAAUUAAGAACUAGUAUUGACAUAAAUAUUAGUUAAUUAAUAAGCAUUAAUUGAAUACAUAAAUAUUAAAAUUGUCUUUAGAUACUGGUAGAAUUAUUUUUGAAAAAAAAAUAUAAGUUCAAGGUACUAAGAUUCAUUUAAAAUUUGAGUAGGUAAACAUUUUCAAAACUUCCAAGAAGACAGUAGGUGAAUUAUCCACCAUCCCUCACGAUAACGCUGUCUUUGUUUGAUGUACAAUAUAUUCAAGAAUAACUUCAUGUAUAUGCAAAGAACCGGGGAUAGACUAUUACUAUACCUUUUGUACUUUUCAGCCAUCUAGUUUAGAUAUUUGUCAUUUUCGAUUUCUUCAGUAGCAAGUUUUUUUUGCUUUUAACAAGUGUAUAUGCCUUCGAAACGCCUUAUUAGAAUAUAGGCUUUAGGUAAUAAACAUCUACCAGGUAUAUCCUUGAUACAUACUUAAUUAAUUUAUUUAGAAAAAACUAAAAAAAACUAUUUUUUGAAUAUUAAUUGAAAAUGGUUAUUCAUUUUUAAUUUAUUUAGAAUUUUAAGAAAUUUUUGUAUACAGUGAUGAGUGCGCGAAUAACUGGCAAAAUAACGGAAAAGACAGAAAACAUAAUAUGUUAUGAAAUAAAAAGAGAUGAAACUAGUAGAGGUGGGAGAUUAUCAAUAGAAAACUAUAAAUUUACAUUAUUUUGGUAGUUUCACACCUUUAAACGUAUCGGAGUCAAACUGUCACAGGAGAAUUUUAUAAAGGCGGUAUUUACGAAUCUCAUUGAUAGAUCACAUUAAUACAUCACAAAAAAUUGUCGGCCAUGAUGGCAAGUUGCUUUGUGUACUUGUUUUUGGUACUCGUUGUAGGUAUUACACGAUGCUGGUUUUAUAUUUGGGUGAAAGUUAAAAAUUAUAAAGAAAGCCUGUAAUAUAUUUGUUGCUUAAUAGUCUUACGAAAAUUCAGUGAUUUAGAAAGAACUGUAAGAUUUUUUAGUGUAGUCUUAACAUAUAUUUAUUUCUAUAUGUCUAUGUUAUAAUAUUAAUUACGCUGAUUAAUAUAGUGAGAUUUUUUAUAUAUACACACACGAUAGAUUAUUUUUAUUAAUUUUCUUUGUAGAAUAUAACUUUGGAGUAGUGAUUAAAAGUUUGGUUGAAGGAGUACCAUCAAGUUAUCUUUUUUGAUUAUCCAUUUUUAUAUUAUUUUAAACUAUAAAAGUUAUAUUCUUUUGUUACAUAUGGAGAACAGUAACAAGCUCUUUUAAGAAUUGUAAAAAGUAAAAUUUUACAUAUUUCAAAAUAAAUAUUGGCGAAACUUUUAUUUACAAA